This is a messenger RNA of Drosophila innubila, 851 nucleotides long. RefSeq lists its product as uncharacterized. The transcript has a single exon. Lineage: Eukaryota; Metazoa; Arthropoda; Insecta; Diptera; Drosophilidae. The record is from RefSeq and is a predicted model, not a curated record. The coding region runs from base 93 to 833 and encodes 246 amino acids.
GAAAACUUAUCAUUCAAAACUCGAUCCGUUUUGUUUUGCGUUGUUCCCUUUCGACUUGUAUUUCUAAAAAUCAAUUUAUCCGCUAGAGGAAAAUGGCCAGCAAUGCACCAACCCGAAAGCCAAGUAAUUCUACAAACUCCCGCAUCAGUCAUAAGGCAUUAAAGUUGGAGAUGACAUCAUUGGCACGAUCCUAUCAUCAGCCGGUGGUGAUAAGCGCCAGUGGCAAGGACGUCAGCAAGGAUAAGGAAAAGAAAUUGAAGCCACAGAUAUUGAAAAUAAAUACGAAACAGCCCACAAAACGUGUAGAAAUCGUCCAGCAGGUGCGUCCAGUUAUAGCCAAAGCAUCUAGCAAUGAGCGACACACGGUUAUGGAAAAGCCCCAUAUGGAACAACAACAACCUCAACAUGCUCGGCACUCUCGGAAAGUGAAGCCCGACAACAGCGUGUCCAGGUCAAAGGACUUGCGUUCGGCUGUUGUCGAAACCAUUUUGGUCAGCAAACACCUAAAAGAGCCGAAAUCACCAGAGAAACCGGAGACCUCACAGCGACAGAUACGUACUAAAAAUCAAAGUCACAAUACCAAAGUAUUUUUCGAUAAAUAUCUCAAAUUUGCCUACGAUCUGAGCACACCAACGGGUGUCCGACAACUGGAAGAUCAUUUCUUUCCCAAAGAUCAAGGCAAAUCAAAUUCGAAAGCUAAUGAACUGGAAAACUCCUCUGAGAAACAAAACCGGACGAUACCUGACGAGAAGACGUCAACCGUACGUCAAAAUACGGAUGCCAUUGAUCAAAAACUGCAACAAUCCAAAUGCUUUGAAAAUGCACAACAAUAAUCAAAAUUAUUAAUGACA